Molecule: messenger RNA, 1674 nt
Organism: Sodiomyces alkalinus F11
Lineage: Eukaryota; Fungi; Ascomycota; Sordariomycetes; Glomerellales; Plectosphaerellaceae
Product: glycoside hydrolase/deacetylase
Exons: 5
Coding region: 62-1414 (450 amino acids)
Biological process (GO): carbohydrate metabolic process
Molecular function (GO): chitin binding; hydrolase activity, acting on carbon-nitrogen (but not peptide) bonds
Source: RefSeq, a predicted model, not a curated record
CAUCUCGGAAUCUUUUUUUUUUUUUUCAGUCUCAGCCCCUUCCUGCAGGUUCCCGGCCAAUAUGUACCCGUUCCUCUCCGUCCUGCUGCUGGGUAGCACCGCGCUUGCCGCCACCAUCGACCUUCCGCUUAGGAAACGUGCUGUGUGCGGCCCUGGGAUCGGGUCUUGCGCACCGGGCUUGUGUUGCUCGCAGGCUGGGUGGUGCGGCACCUCUCCUGCCCACUGCGGCGGGUCGUCUUGCCAACUCGAGUAUAGCGACUCUUGUGAUACCGUAAUCCCACCUCCCGGUUCAAGCACAGAGGAUGUUGCACGGGAUCAGAUAGGAAGCGUUCCAUAUGGCGUGAGGAUUCGCCAGUGCACCGAGCCCAAGACCCUAGCUCUGACGUUCGACGAUGGCCCCUAUGAUUAUACGUCCGAGAUGCUGGACCUCCUCGACGACCUGGAUGUCAAAGCCACCUUCUUCGUCCAGGGUAGCAGAAUCAACAGGCCGCGUUUCGAUGACGAGAGUACCCAGUGGCCGGCGGUGCUGCGACGGAUGCAUGACGCGGGGCAUCACAUCGCCAGCCAUACGUGGACGCACCGCAACCUCAACCAGGUCGACAGCGACAUUCAGCGGAGCGAAAUCAUCCACAACGAGAUGGCGUUCCGGAACGUCUUCGGGUGGAUCCCCACGUACUUCCGAGCCCCUUUUCUGGAGUGCUCGGUGGCGUCCGGCUGCCAGGGGCUGAUGAACGCCCUGGGCUACCACCUCAUCGACGCCAGCAUCGAUACCAAGGACUACGAGAACAAUACGCCGGCCCUGGCCCAGAUCGCCAAGGACCGCUUCUUGACGGGCAUCUUGCAGGAUCCGGCCGAGGGUGGUGGUCACAUCGUCUUGGCCCACGACGUCCACCAACAGACCGUGACCAACCUGACCGAGUUCAUGGUCGGGACGUCUCUCGCUCACGGGUACCGUCUGGUCACUGUGGGCGAGUGUCUCGGCGACCCGAAGGAGAAUUGGUAUCGCGACGUGGACGGGGGUAGCACCACCCCCACGUCGGCGACGACGACAACGACGACAUCAUCUUCGGGCCCUGAACCCACCUCAACCUUCAUUAUCUCGCCGGAUCAGACGUGCGGCGGCGCCACAGGUUACACCUGCCAGGGGUCGGCCUUUGGGAAUUGCUGUUCUUUCUAUGGCUAUUGCGGUUCGAGUCCAAGCUACUGCGGGACGGGGUGCGACAAUGCUUUCGGGUCCUGUCUUCCUCAGUCCCCCGGCAUCAGUGACACGACCAACGGCCUCUGCGGCGAGGCGUUCCAGGCCUCGUGUGCCAACUAUGGCGACAAGAAGUGCUGUUCCCCGCAUGGCUACUGCGGCAACUCCGCGACGCACUGCGGCGUCGGGUGCCAGUCUCUCUUCGGAGAGUGCAACUGAGCUUUGAUGGCGGAACCGGGGACCCGCCUUUGGUCGCCCUCUACGGUCAAUGAUGGUUCGGGGUGUGGCUCUGUGGCCCAGAAGUUCAGAUUCGCCGACGUUGGUGGCCUUUGUGGAGACUGCUAUCCAGACGCAGUUGAGUCGAGGUAUGACAUGGUAUGCUUUCGGCUUGAAGUGACUGGCGCGCGGAAGUCUAAUGCGUGUAUGUACUUAAUUAAUUCUUACUCUUCUUCGUAUCGAUCAAAUGUUUCCUUACCGCG